Messenger RNA from Xenopus laevis (African clawed frog), 2418 nucleotides. It is a transcript of the gene g6pc1.3.S, whose product is annotated as glucose-6-phosphatase, catalytic subunit 1, gene 3 S homeolog. Gene Ontology annotation, cellular component: membrane; endoplasmic reticulum membrane. The coding region runs from base 67 to 1140 and encodes 357 amino acids. Gene Ontology annotation, biological process: gluconeogenesis; chemical homeostasis; glucose 6-phosphate metabolic process. The record is from RefSeq and is a predicted model, not a curated record. Lineage: Eukaryota; Metazoa; Chordata; Amphibia; Anura; Pipidae. The transcript has 5 exons. Gene Ontology annotation, molecular function: glucose-6-phosphatase activity.
UAGGCUGGAAUCAGAUCAAGAGAGGUUGAAAGAAGUAAACAACCUUCAAGAGUAAUAUCCACUAACAUGGAGAAUCAAAUGGAUGCUCUCCACCACUCAGGAGUUGAGAUUGUCCACUACCUUCAAGUGAACUAUAAAACGUCCCAAGACUGGUUCGUUUUCAUCUCAUUUGCUGCUGAUCUCAGGAACACCUUCUUUAUCCUGUUCCCCAUUUGGUUCCAUCUGUGCGAGUCAGUGGGGAUCAAGCUCAUCUGGGUAGCUGUGAUCGGCGAUUGGCUCAACCUUGUCUUCAAAUGGAUCCUUUUUGGCCAGAGACCAUACUGGUGGGUGCACGACACAGAUUAUUACAACAACAUAUCUGCUCCAAUCAUAGAACAGUUUCCUGUCACCUGUGAGACAGGUCCAGGAAGUCCUUCAGGACACGCAAUGGGAUCUGCGGGGAUAUACUAUGUGGUGGUGACUGCCCUGAUUACUCUUCUCCUAAAGAAAAAUAAAUCCUUCAGUUUCCAAAAGAGAUGUUUUCAAGCCCUUCUGUGGUCCGGUUUCUGGGCGAUUCAGGCUUGUGUUUGCUUGUCCCGAGUCUUCCUUGCUGCUCACUUUCCACAUCAAGUUAUCUGUGGAGUAAUUGCAGGCAUGGUGGUGGCUGAAGUAUUUGAACACAUCCAAUCCAUUUACAAGGCCAGUCUGAAUAACUAUAUAUACACUACUCUGUUCCUGUUUUGCUUCGCUCUGGGAUUUUACCUGGUGUUAAAAACUGUUGGAGUGGACUUGUUGUGGACAAUAGAAAAGGCCAAGAGAUGGUGCUCCCAACCAGAUUGGAUUCACAUUGAUACAACUCCAUUUGCUGGACUCCUUAGGAACCUGGGUAUCUUCUUUGGCUUGGGAUUGGCCCUUAACUCGCAAAUGUACAAAGACAGCUGUCAGGAGAAACAAGACAGGAGCUUUAGCUAUCGCCUAUGUUGUAUUAUAGCCUCGUUGCUUGUCCUUCACCUUUUCGACAGCUUUAAACCACCCACCAAAGUGGAGAUGAUCUUCUACGCUUUGUCCUUUUGCAAAAGUGCAGCAGUUCCACUGACAUGUGUAGCAAUAAUCCCAUACUGUAUAUCCCAGAUUGUAAACAGGAAAGAAAAAGUUUUAUAAGAGUAUGGUAUGUUCUGUCUUUACUAAAUUUCUACAGUGCUCUACAUACAUGUAUAUAUGGAGAGCACCAAUCUGGAAUAGAAAGGACAUCCCAUACUUAUAAAUAGGUCUUGCACUGAAGUCAAGUUUUUGCAAUUUUAAAAGCAAGAACAUGUUAAGAAAUGCCUAAUAAUAGGUAAAGAACUUUAACAAUAGGUCAAAUCAGGAAUGUGAUUGCAAUAGGACUAUUUAUUAACGCCAAAAAAUGUUUAUAAAGUAAAUCAUGUUGCACCCCAACAUUGGCUAUCAAAGGUUAACUGAGUUCUUUUUUAAAUGCCAAUAUAGAAAUGUCUGAGGGACCUGGGGUUACAUUUCUACAGACCUAUGGUGAAGGGUCAUUUAAAAGGUAGCAUGAGUAAUUAUUAGGGAUGCACCGAAUCCACUUUUUUGGAUUUGGCCGAACCCCUGAACCCUUUGCGAAAGAUUCGGCCGAAUAACGUAUCUGAACCCUAAUUUGCAUUUGCAAAUUAGGGGUGGGAAGGGGAAAACAUUUUUUACUUCCUUGUUUUGUGACAAAAAGUCACGUGAUUUCCCUCCCCAUCCCUAAUUUAAAUAUGCAAAUUAGUAUUCAGAUUCGGUUUGGCCAGGCAGAAGGAUUUGGCCAAAUCCGAAUCCUGCUGAAAAAGGCCGAAUCCUGGAUUCGGUGCAUCCCUAGUAAUUAUAUCUUAUAGAAGGCAACUUUUUACAUGAAAUGAAGGUCGUGUCUCUAAGGUUGGCUACAUUUCAUGCUUUCAGGUGCUAGAGUCUGUUAAUACUUGAUAUUACUCUAUAAUGUGCAAAGUCCCCUAAGCCUAUGGGGAGUCGGUGGCUGACAGAGACAGCUAACAGUGUUAUUUUUAUCAUUCCAGCCCUGUAGAAAGCAUGGGUGGGUUUUUUGUAUGGUACUAAGAAAUACCCCACCAUCCAUCAUUAGCACAGAAUGUAUCAUGGUGGGUAACAGAGUUAAGUGCGGCAUGUUUUUCUUGGUUUAGUCUGUUGAACCCUAAUAUAUAUUUUUAUAUACCGCUCAGGGGUGAUUUGCAUUGCCCUAGUUUUUUUUCUGUGUUCAAGUCACAACUUUGUAGCUAUUUUAGAAGAAAAUGUAUGUGAAAAGAGGUGUCAGCUAGAAUGUAUGGAUUUGUUGGCUUUCUUUUUGAUUCAAAACAUUUUUAGAGCAAAGAAUUAUUUAAUCCAAAUUUUGAAAGACAUUUAGUUGUUCUGUUGGUUGAUGCAAAUAAAUUUGUUUCUUUUUUAAGUAAA